Messenger RNA from Paramecium primaurelia, 552 nucleotides. The record is from the annotation of a GenBank genome assembly. Lineage: Eukaryota; Ciliophora; Oligohymenophorea; Peniculida; Parameciidae.
AUGAAAAAAGGAUUAGCUCUUAUUAUUAUUUUUUUCCUCUUAAUUUAAUAUACCGAAUAGUAUUGCAUAACAUAAUUUAAAUAACAACAAUCAAUAUUGAAAGGUAAUCACAAAAAUGUGCUAUAAUUAUAAAAAGGAUCAUUGAUAUCGUCAAAAAAAAUAAAUUUUUUCGAAUAUGGGAAUAAUGCAUCUUUUUUAAAAGAUAAUCCAUAUACAAUUAUGACAAAUGGAGUAGAUUUCACUUAUUGUCAAUUGGGCAAAUAUAUUUCCAUGACACCUAUGUAAAAAUAUUUACUAAAUACAUUAAAAAUUUGGCUUUGGGAAUUUGACUAUAUUUUCUAGAAUUAAUUCAGGUAUUACGAUAUUAUCAUUUAUGCAAUAUUAAAUAACGAAAAAACAAAGAUUUAUGAAAACAAAUAAGCAAAUUGCAUAGUAACAAUUGAAUUUCCUGAUUAGUUUGUGGAAGAAUUUUAAGUAUUAAAUGUAGGAGGAAAUACAAUAAAUAUGGAAUUACAUAUCAUAAAAGCUGAAGCUUAUUAUAAAUAUUCAUGA